This is a messenger RNA of Scatophagus argus, 2706 nucleotides long. RefSeq names its product prostaglandin E2 receptor EP1 subtype-like. Gene Ontology annotation, biological process: adenylate cyclase-activating G protein-coupled receptor signaling pathway; positive regulation of cytosolic calcium ion concentration; inflammatory response. Lineage: Eukaryota; Metazoa; Chordata; Actinopteri; Scatophagidae. The record is from RefSeq and is a predicted model, not a curated record. The coding region runs from base 264 to 1415 and encodes 383 amino acids. The transcript has 3 exons. Gene Ontology annotation, cellular component: plasma membrane. Gene Ontology annotation, molecular function: prostaglandin E receptor activity.
UGCAAUGUUACAAGGAGGCUGCUUGUUCUCAGAGAGGACUUUCAACAUAGCUGCAGAAUGAGGAAAUACUUAAGGUGCAGAAGUGUGCUUACUUUGGUACAACACAAGAGGAUAUGAAGAACAGCUUGGAUUCAUUUAUUUUAAGUAUCUUCAGUUAUGAGUAACUGUCAAAGUCAAAGUGAUCCUGAUCAUCUCCAUGGACUUUUUAUUUCAAAGUAUCUUCUUACCCAGAGGAACAACAUCAGGCACGGAGCCCAGAGGUGAUGCUGGAGAUGCAGCACUACAACUCCUCGGGCACAGUUGCCCCCUUUUCCCACUCUAACCACACCGCCAUGGUGCAAGCGCCCAAGGUGGAGUUCAUAGCAUAUAAUGCCACCCGUACACCAAACAAUCCCACAGCUGCCGGCCUCACCAUGACUCUGGGCAUUCUUUUCAAUGUGGUGGCCCUCAUUAUUCUCGUCAAGGCUUACAACCGCUUCCGUCGGCGGUCAAAGGCUACCUUUCUCCUCUUUGCCAGCUCUCUGGUGGCAACAGAUCUGGCUGGACAUGUUAUCCCUGGAGCCCUUGUACUGAAGAGAUACUCAGAAAGCACUGGUUCCACAGCUGAUUCUGUUUCCAGCUUUCAAGGCAACCCUGCAGAUCCGGAUGCCUCUUGUCAAUUUCUGGGAGGGUGCAUGGUGUUCUUUGGGCUGUGUCCUCUCUUCCUGGGAUGCGCCAUGGCUGCUGAGCGCUGUCUAGGUGUCACCAAGCCUCUGCUGCAUGCUCGUUUGGUGACCACAGCACGGACAAAGAUGGCACUGACCCUAAUCUGGCUGCUGGCUUUAUGUGUAGCCCUUUUACCCUUCUUCCGCCUGGGUGCCUACACUUACCAGUACCCAGGGACGUGGUGCUUCAUCAGGGUGAUGGAGGGUACCAGAGGAACAGAUCUGGCCUUUGUGGUGCUCUUCUCUGGACUGGCUUUGAGCUCUCUGGCUCUGGCCUUUGUGUGCAACACCAUCAGUGGGCUCACACUAGUGAGAGCCCGGCUAAAGAAAAGGUCCUGCGCCCAGCGCCGCUCCGCCAGGUCUCAUGACACUGAGAUGGUGGUUCAGCUGGUUGGCAUCAUGGUCACCUCCUGCAUCUGCUGGAGCCCCCUGCUGGUCUUUGGGCUAAUGUCAGUCACACAGUCCUACAAUGGCUCUCUGAGCAGUGACAGAGACACUUACAGGCGCCUGAUGAUGACAGGUGUCAGGAUGGCAACCUGUAACCAGAUCCUGGACCCAUGGGUCUACAUCCUGCUGCGACGCGCCAUCCUCAGGAAGAUCUACCGCAUCACUAAAAAGCAGGCCAGCCUCAAGGGGAGCACGUUACGCUCCAUUCGCUGGGAUGUCAGCUCGCUUCAGAACUCUGAGAAAAACAGUGUUAAUAAGAUUUAAUGGGACUUGUAGAGGAAGAAAUCAAUGUAACAGCUAUCACUUUUAAAGGGAUGCUCUGUCACCUGCCAGCUGGAUCACCGCUGAACCCAGCAGUCUAUCAUCUGGAUUAAAAUUCAAUAUUUAAAUUGUCCCAGUGAAAAGAUUCUUGGCUGGUAGGAACGACAGUCACCCUGGUUUAUGUGUAUGAAGUGUUAUGUGUUGUGAUUCAAAGUGGUUAAAGAUGGAAAUGUUCCAGAUCUGAAAUAUCAAUGACCAGUUACAGUUAUGUGUUGGGUUGCUGUAUGUUAUAAACUGCUAACGGUGAAUGCAGCAUGACCGUAUAAAGGACCUGUUUGCAUGACAGUCUGUCCUCUAUGAGAGCAGAUGUAAAUGAAAAAGAUUUUGUCAGUUGGAGUAUAAUGUGUUAACUUCUUUGUUGACGUGAAGACUGUAUCUAGUUUAAAGCAAACAUCUCAACUCAAAGGUUUUGUCUGCAAGUGUAGUUUUGUUCUCUGACAUAAUGUAAAAGUCAAUGACUUGCGGAAAUGCUCCCAUAAGAGAGCAAAAUAAAAGGCUGUGUUUUUACCUCAGCUUGAAGAUGUGAAAAACACCCUACGUGUGUCCAUUGUAGCUAUGACAUAAAUGUGAAUGUGUGUCUUUAUUGUGUGUUUGUGUAUGUAUCUGCAGUAUUUCCCCGCAGUGCCUGGGGACUGAAGUGAAGUUAUGUGUUGAAAAAGCUAUUUGGAUGUGAUAGUUGUUUAGAAAAGGGAUUUUGAGGUCACACAAUAAAUGGUUAUCUGCUUAUGUUUCAAUUAAUUCUGGUUUGUAUUUGAUGUCAUAUUUUUGCAGUUUUGUUGAGAUAAGAUAAUGUUAGCGAUAUUCAGCUAUGUUCUGACUGAGUGAGGCAAAGCGUCAGCUUUGUUGGAAAAUACUGGGACUCGUCCAAAGGUAAUAAAAUCCACCUACCAACAUCUCUAAAGAUUACUAAUUCAAGAGUUGUUUAUUUGAUUCCAUCCCCAAACCAAAGUCUGAUAUCUUUGACUAAUUAGUCUUAUUUUAUUCGUGUAAAGUCUCAUUUAGUAAUGUAGACUCAUGUUAGUUCUUUGUAGUUCCUUUGAAAAAAGGAGUAUGGCAUGCCAUUAUGUGCUUUUAUCUGAAUCAGAAUAAGAGUAUGAGUCUUUUCUCUCUCAAAAUAAGACACAAAAGGCACUAAAUACUCAAUUCUGUUAUUAAGCUGCCAGUGAUUCUCCAAAGCAAGUCACUCCACUAUGGUUACAAUAUUCUGUAUUAUUAUUCAUGGGGUCUCAAACGG